Oreochromis aureus is the source of this 2154-nucleotide messenger RNA. RefSeq names its product programmed cell death 1 ligand 1-like. NCBI's taxonomy places the organism in Eukaryota, Metazoa, Chordata, Actinopteri, Cichliformes, Cichlidae. Gene Ontology annotation, biological process: immune response; negative regulation of T cell proliferation; T cell costimulation. Gene Ontology annotation, cellular component: external side of plasma membrane. The coding region runs from base 1 to 633 and encodes 210 amino acids. The record is from RefSeq and is a predicted model, not a curated record. The transcript has 5 exons.
AUGGUGGUCACCACAGAUUGCGCCGAUCGUCCACCAGAGGGUGCUGCUGAACCUGCAGCGUCACAGCGUCUCACAGCCGUCAGGAAAGAAGCGACCGCUACACUCCGAGGGGUUGGAGACAAGAAAAGCAUCACAGCUGAGUCUGGACAGAACGUCACUCUAACAUGUCGAGCUCCAAACAACAAAUUCAUCUUAGGUGUAGAGUGGAGCAGAGCUGACCUGGAGACAGAAUAUGUGCUUUUUUACAGAGAUGACCAGUUUGAUCCAGUCAACCAGCAUCCAUCUUUUAAGAACCGAGUGGAUCUGCAGGACAAACAGAUGAAGGAUGGAGACGUGUCUUUGAUUCUGAAGGAUGUGACGACUAAUGACAAUGGAACAUAUGAGUGUCGUGUCAAGACAGGAACAAAACAUAGAAAGAGAGCAAUUUUAAAUGAUAACCCCAUCAGCAUCAUCACACUGAGUGUUGUUGAUCCUCCAGGUCAACAAGGAGGAGAAACAGAGGAUGGAGGGAAGGAGGAUGGAUCUGUUGGACUGGCAGUCGGUUUGUCAGUUUCUGCUGUGGUUCUUGUUGCUGCUGUUGUUGGUUUUUUGAUCUACAGAAAACAUAAACCGCAGAGUCAGGAUUUAUUGUAGCCUCCUGAGUAAUUGCAGCAUAUUUGAAAUGUCUUUAGUGUUUUUGAUGAUAAUGAUGUUUGGUAAGAGAAGCCUGCAUCGCUACGGUAAAUGCAAAAUGGAAUUCAGUUGCCCAAUAUCCAAAUUUAAAACAAAAAACAAAAAAACAAACACACACACAAAACAAGCAGGUUGAGAACCAGGAGCAGCUGAUCUGUCAGCCUGAGACUGGCAGGGAUUUAUAAAAACAAACAUAUUCUUUAAUAUCACUGAGACUGAACUUCUAGCUUUGUUUUUUUAAUUCAGUAGGUUAAUAACACAAGAUGAUAUAUAUUAUAUGUUGAAAGUGUUAAAGCCUACACUCUUUUACUAAGUGUGUGAAUAUAAUUGGCUUAUGGCAUUUUGUAAAUAAUAAUACUUAGCAGCAAUAGUAGUAGAAAGGUACUGCACAGCAUCUGCACCACUGUUUUUAUAUUUUGCUUGGAAAUUUGGAGUUAGUUGCAGAUGUUUAUUAAAACGUGCAAACGCGUGAAUAUAGAGGAUUUAGGCCAAAACGUUCUAACAAGCUGAGUCUAUAUUUGGUGUUAUCAAAGCAAAUCCAUGACUAAUACUUGCCAACUGCAUGUUUUCUUGUCCUGGUAUGAUUUUACUGCCCCAGCAAUGUUAUUGGGAUCACUGUCAUGCUGAAAAAUGUAACUGCUGCCAAUCAGACUCUUUCUAGAUGGUAUUACACAGGGGAUCAAAGUCUAAUGAUACUUUUCUGUCUUCAUAAUUACAUCACCUCUAACAAGUUCUCUAACACUACUAACUACAAUGAAACUUCAAAUCAUAACAAAACCUCGACCACACUGCAGCCCUUAACGAGAUAUGUUUUUAGCUAAUACCUUAUUUACAAUCACUUUGUUGUUGCAUAAAUAGUAUUUUAUGCACUGACAAAGUGUGUAUUUUUUGAUGAUUAUUAUAUAUUUAAUUAAACAAAUUAAUUAAAUAUGCAAUUUUGUGACUGGCUGCUGGUAACAAAGUGCCUAAGUUGUCUGUUAUCCAUAGGCACAGAACUGGUUCAUCCCUUGAGUAAGGAUCUUUUUUAUUUUUUUUUAUGGUUGAAUAAUUCAUCAGUCAAUGUUAAGUGUCCUAAAGAUCACACUCAAGAUUCCCUGUGUAAACUGGACUGAAAGUUAUUGGAAACCUUUCAUAACAAACAAACCGAUAUUUAUGCAGAGAUCCACAGUUACAGAUUGUUACAGACACUCAACCAAGUACAGAAACACUGUGUCAUAAUCUGACUAUUAAUAAUCUGCCUAAUAAUGUUCAGGAUCCGUUUAGCAGCUAUUACUGAGUAAGCUUUGUGGUAGAUAUUAUGAAACCAAAGAGAAAUCUGUCCUUUCUCUGAUCUGUGAAGCUUUGACUUUUCCUUCCAUUUAGGAAACUCUUACGUCUGUUACUUCAGUUUAAACAUUGCAAGACUUGUUCAUAUAUUGCUGUUUGUGUAUUUUUUAAAUUUCUGUUUAUUUGUUUAUUGUUAAUAAAAUGUUGCAAACAUUG